Protopolystoma xenopodis is the source of this 660-nucleotide messenger RNA. The record is from the annotation of a GenBank genome assembly. NCBI's taxonomy places the organism in Eukaryota, Metazoa, Platyhelminthes, Monogenea, Polystomatidea, Polystomatidae.
UCAUUUUUUCGGCCUCUGACUGCAGCUGAAAUGGCCUCCUCCGACAACGCCAUGACGGAGUCUGUCGGGCAGCCGAAGUGGAAGAACACGCAUCAUCCCCUCGUCCAUCAGCAUUCGUCCACCGAACUGCAGCACUCACAGACGUCUCAACCGAGUGGUACCGUUUCGGCCGAUUUGCUCACCAACUAUGCAGAGGUUGUCGAUGUUUCUUUGAUAAAAGCCGUCUUUCAGGGCGACAACAAGACCGGCCGAAUCAAGUCCCGCCUCCACUGCUGGUUGUGGACUCGGCGGCCGAGAAGAGAGCGUAGAAUGAUCAUAGCUUUGGUCGUUCUCUCCGUCAUUUGCCUCCUUUUGGCAGCUUUUUUCAUCUUCACCUCAAUUCUACUGUAUUGCACAAAGGCUGGGUCCACAGAAUCAGGUUCUUCUGGUGACUUUCGAGAGUCAAAGCCUUCAAUCAGGCGCAGAUUUGGUGAAACGGUAAUCAGAAGCACCGGUACCAUUUCGUGCAUAUUCGCCUUUCUGACAUGCCCCAAAGAUGAACAUUGGUUGGUCAUUUAUGCCAGUUUUGAGCCAUCAGAACGCCUAUCGCCCAGUCAAUUUGUCAUGGCGACCAUUUAUGGUCGUCAUGUGCAUAGUCGUCAGGGUGAAACCUCACGUUGA